AUGGCAACACUCCUGACGUCACACAAUCUGGACCACACAAGUACAAGCACCUCAUCCCGAUCUUCCAAACAAACCAAGCAAAAGAAGAAGAAGAAACCCCGUGGGAAUCCCCCACAAUCUACUGCCGUGGACGACCUGGUAUCCCGAAUGGGUUUAACUCCAGCCCGCAAGAAACCACCCUCCAAGAAACCACCAAACUCCAAACCAGAUAGCGCCACCCCCCUGCCAUCCCUCAAGGCUCAACUGGAAUAUGCUCGCAAUGGACAUACAGUGCUACGACAGUUUAUUAGGCCAAAUAAGAAUCAUAAUCCAUCCCGGCUGGAUGAUAUCCGUCAAGAGCUGUCGGAACUUGGAAAGCAACACGAACUACACGCGUGGCGUCAAAAGGUCCAAGUAGCAUCCAAUAACAGCAAUAUCCAGUGCCAGACCAUCGACGAGUGCCGUCAAGCGUUGGAUCGUCUGGGAGUACCCUCUCAAUUGCCAUUCCUCCAGUACUUUAAUACUUGGAGGACGCUGCCAUGUGUCUACGAACUAGCGGAAGAGUUAGCCGAAACCGCUGCCAUACUCCUGGAUGUACCUUCCGUACGAUUGUAUCAGGAUUCCUGCUUUUGGAAGCGAUCUCAGGAUGGACCUACUCCUUGGCAUGUCGAUGCUCGCAUGGCACCCUUUGAUACAUCUGCCAUUCUGACCAUUUGGAUUCCCUUGCACGACGUGUCGGACAGUGGACUUCAUUUUGUCUCCAAGAGUCAUGCCGACUUUGCCUUGCCCUUUUGGAAUCCCUUCACUACUACUAACAACAAGAAGGAGAAUCCAUGGAACGAUUUGGAAACACGCUAUCAGCAUUACAAAAUUCAACAUUACAUGCCCUUGAAACAAGGAGAUGUGACGGUCCAUUCGGGAUGGACACUGCACUGUGCCGAUGGUGGCGGCGAAGAUCGCCUCGCAUUAGCAAUUUCCUAUGUCGAUGCCAAGGCACAUGUGCGACCGCACGUCUUGAAAGAUCAUGGCGAUGACGAAGAUCAAUGGAGUUACAAGGACUGGGUCCAAGACGUUCCAGCCGGUACAGAAUUUGAGCAUCCACUGGUGCCCAUUGUGUGGCCGCCGAGACAACAACAACAACAACAACAGCAAACACUGCAGGCGCCCUGA
Messenger RNA from Seminavis robusta, 1149 nucleotides. The record is from the annotation of a GenBank genome assembly. NCBI's taxonomy places the organism in Eukaryota, Bacillariophyta, Bacillariophyceae, Naviculales, Naviculaceae.